Molecule: messenger RNA, 6688 nt
Organism: Dreissena polymorpha
Lineage: Eukaryota; Metazoa; Mollusca; Bivalvia; Myida; Dreissenidae
Product: TAR DNA-binding protein 43-like
Exons: 4
Coding region: 328-1563 (411 amino acids)
Biological process (GO): regulation of gene expression
Cellular component (GO): nucleoplasm
Molecular function (GO): RNA binding
Source: RefSeq, a predicted model, not a curated record
UUUAAAAUAGGCAUUUUUGAAAACAAAUGAAUAGACAUAAAAUAAAUAAUGCAUCUAUAGAUAAUUAAGCAUUUUCAUAACAUUGUAUCGCGUGGAGCGAAUUUAACUGCGUAUUAAAAUGCGGACGAAUUAUACGAAUUCAUUUGUGACGAUCACACCGUUUCGGAAUACAUUUCGAAUGGGUUAUUAUUAUACGCGAUUGCAGUGCGAUUAUGUGCGAAGAAUAAUAAAACCAGUCGAUAACGUGUCGCCAUCUUUGUUUGGGAAGUAAUUUCUUGGGCCCAAAUCGCUUGCAUUUUCGCCAGUUUUCUGACACCACUUUAAGAAAUGGUUCAAUAUAUUCAGGUCACAGAUGAUGAAAAUGAAGAAGCCAUAGAGAUACCAAGUGAAGAGGACGGUACACUGCUGCUAAGCACUUUGGCAGGACAGUUUCCCAACGCGUGUGGACUAAAGUACAGAAACCAAUCAGGUGGUUUUCGAGGAAUCCGCCUCAGCGAUGGGCGGCUUCACCCACCUGAUAAUGCCUGGAAAGCAUGCACAUACUUGGUUGUCUAUUCGAAAGAUAACAAGAACAUCAAGAGUGUUGACAUUAACAAUCACAUUACGAAAAAAGAGAAAAGUAAAUGCAGUGAUCUCAUAGUUCUCGGGCUGCCAUGGAAAAGCUCUGAAGAUGACCUAAGAAAUUACUUCUCAAAGUUUGGUGAACUUCUUCUUGUUCAGGUGAAAAGAGACCCUACAACCAACCAGUCCAAGGGCUAUGGUUUCAUUCGUUUUCAAAAGUAUGAAGACCAGGUGAAAUGCAUGUCAGUGAGACAUCACAUAGAUGGCAGGUGGUGUGAUGUUACAAUCCCAAACUCUAAUGAGGGUGCCCACCAAGUCAUCAGCCGCAAGGUAUUCAUCGCUCGCUGCACAGAGGACAUCACUGCUGAUGAUCUCCGCAACUAUUUCUGCCAAUUUGGCGAGGUUGUUGAUGUCUUCAUUCCGAAGCCCUUCAGGUCGUUUGCAUUUGUCACCUUCUCUGACCCGGAUGUAGCUCACAGCCUGUGUGGCGAGGACCACAUAGUGAAGGGCGUAAGCGUGCAUGUGAGUUACGCAGCACCCAAGGGGACUGACCGAUACGGGGACAAGAAGCCACAGCCCACUACUGCUGUUGUUCCUAGAGUGGGCGGCGGCUAUUUGCCACCUGUCACCCAUGGUGGCUGGCAGCCACACAAAAAUAACCACCAAAUAGCCAAACCCAUAGCAUAUCCAUCCAACAUGCCCCCACAAGACAUGAACGCGGUAAGUAUCUUCAAUUCUGCAAUGAUGGCAGCUGCCCAGGCAAUGUUGCAAGGCCAUGCUGGUAACUGGGCCCACAUGGCCCCACCACCGCAGCCUGGGCCUCCCCCGCAGCAUGUUCCAGUCACAGUGAGCGGCCCAGAUACCUCCCAACCCGGGCAUGUGCCAUACGCCCCACCCCAGAGCACUACUGCCUGGGGGUGGGGACACCACACCACUGAGCCACAGCCUGGUAGCUAUGCUGGAUGGAGUCAGUCCAACAGGCAGCCACAGGGCUGGAGUUAAGUUGUUGUCUCUCUUACCUCACAAUCUUGGGCUGUUGUCACCUGGGGCUGGAAACGAUUGUCCUCUUUGCUCAAUACCUCAAUAUCUGCAUUGCACUUACGGAGUUAUUGAACUUAGCUGGAUACUGGUAUUUUUUACCUAUCAGGAUUACAAGCUUCAUUUUGAACAUUUCAGGUUUUCUUUGUUGAUAUAUUUUAUGAAAGUAUUCAGUUUAAAUUUUAGAAUUAUUAAUCUUUUUUAAGAUUUAUUUUUGUUGUUUUUUCUUCAGUGUGUAUGAAAACACACAAAUGGUUAUUUAAUGGAAUUGAAAUGUUAUGCUUAUUAUCAUCAUUAGAUGUUGGUAAUUACUUUCAAUUCUUUUUCAUUUGUUCAUAGUUUACACCAAAGUUUUGUUUGUUGUGUUCUGGUUUUUGGUUUUUCUUUUACCACGCUUUCUUACCUUAUUUUUUAAUGCUGUUUUUAUGCCCCUGGAUCGAUAGAUCGGGGGUAUAUUGUUUUUGGUCUGUCUUUCUUUCUGUCUGUCAUUCUGUCCCAAAACUUUAAUGUACCGUAAAGUUUUGCAAUAACUUUUGAAAUAUUGAGCAUAGCAACUUGAUAUUUGGCAUGCAUGUGUAUCUCAUGGAGCUGCACAUUUUAAGUGGUGAAAGGUCAAGGUCAUCCUUCAAGGUCAAAGGUAAAAAAAUUCUGUCCCCCCAAAAAAAUUUGCAAUAACUUUAUAAAUAUUCAACAUAGCAACAUCAUAUUUGGCAUGCAUGUGUAUCACAUGGAGCUGCACAUUUUGAGUGGUGAAAGGUCAAGGUCAUCCUUCAAGGUCAAAGGUAAAAAAAAAGUGGCGCAUUAGGGGGCAUUGUGUUUCUGACAAACACAUCUCUUGUUUUUUUCGAACUUACUAGUUGUUUUGUAUUGACUAAUAAUCUACUGUGUUGCCAAAAUUUGUAGACAAAACAAUCAAAUGGGUACUCCAAAACUAAUAAAGCUUGAGUAUUAGGUUGUCAUAUCUGUUACUGGUACCUAUUGCAGAUACAAUAUACAUUUAGUCAUUCUUGACCAUUUAACUGUCUUGAUAUUAUGCUUAAUAAAAAACACUGUUGUGUGUUAAAUCCUCAACAUCCAGCAUAGUACAUUGUUAAAGGCAUUUGCUCAAUUUUCUCAGAAAAAAUAUUUAUUUGCAUAAUUUCAUUAUUCCCAUGGUGAUAAUUAAACACUUGUUAGGAGCAUGGUGAUUGCUACCUGAAAAGAGAAUCAGUUUCCAUCCCACAUUGGACUUGAUGGAAUGUUGAUUGUUGAAACAACACUGCAUUUAAUGUUGACUUGGAAAGUCAUUGUAUAUAAUUAGCCAUUCAGUUGAUUACUUUGUGUUUUUUAUAAGUUUGUUACUUUUUAAAAGCUCACAUGCAAAUGGUGAGAUUUUGCAUCACCCUUUUGUCUGUCUUGUUAUGUGCACCCAGCUUCAUCAACAUAUGCCUUGUGAGCACACAAGUGGCGGCAUUUAUUGCUUAUUUUCAUGAACAUAUACCCCAAUGGUAUCUUGUCCCAAGUUCGAAAAUGGGUCAGGUGGGAACAAAAAAUUUGCAGAGCAAAUUUAAGAAAAAACUUGUGUUUACUCCAAGAGGCCAUAAUUAUUGCUAAAUCUUCUUGACAUUUGGUCAGACGAUUUGUUCAAAUUACAUCUUGGUGGUUAACAAAACUGGGUAAUGUGGGAACAAACACUAAGGGAGAUCCAGAAAAUAGCUUGAGAACACUAUAGAAUUAGAUCCAAUAUCUGUGAUCCAAUCUCUACAAAACUUGGUAAGAACAUUUGUCCUAACCUUAUCUCUGUUGAUUUCAAAGGAUCUUGUGAUCUCUCUAGAAACCACAUUUUUUUGCUCAUUCUUCAUGAAACUUGCUCUGAACAUUUGUUCUUAAGAUUUCUCUGACUAGAAUAUCAUGAUGUCUGUCCAUUGAAAAACAUGGCGGCCAUUAGGUGGGGCAGUUUUCUGUAUUUGGCUGUAUUAAAACCUUUAGAAGACACAGUGAAACUUGUGGAGACCAUUGAAAAUGUGUAAGUCUAUUAUGAAUCCUUUUGAGCACUUCCUGCUCAGAACAGUUCCUUGGUGUCUUGGGGGAGCGUUUGAGAAUUCGGGAAUUUUUGUUUAUUAACUUAUUUCACUGUAAUGCAUUUCAUUUUAUGUGUUAAUUUUUUUUUUCAGUACAAGUUGUUUACAUAUUUUCUUGCUUUUUUGAGUUAUUUCUUUCAUGAAAUUACCUUAAACAAGUAAUAUAGAGCGAUGCCUCUUUGUUAUUCAAUUAACCCUAGGGUGAUGUAAAGAGAAUUAUAAUGUUUUUUUAACAGUAUUGGAUUAAAUGGUUUUAAGAUUCAUCAUUCCAUUUAUGGUUGCCAUAAUUUUAGGAAAACCAUAGGGAUUUAUGAUGUGGUGUGGCUUAUUUUUUCCUAAUUUACAGACAGAUCAAGAGUACAAAUGAAUCGGAAAAUAUUGAAUACAUUAUUUUUAUUAAAUAUGAAGUCUUGCAAAUAUACUGUUAUGUAAACUUCCGGAUACAUGAAAACGAAUAAGACGGUUCUAAAAAAUGAGAAUGAUUUGUUAGUGGGGAAAGAAGAAGCAUUGGAUAAGAGUUGUUUUGCAUAUUGGAGAAACUUGAUUUGAUAAUUGAAAUUUGUAAAAUAAUUUGUGAAUUUAAGAAAUUAUGUUGGUUUGUUCCCUAUGCAAUAAUCUGUUGAAUAUAACAUACAAAGCAAAAUACCAUUAAUUCUGAUUUCAAACGAUUGUUAUUACACUUUUCUUGAAUAGGAAUUACUGGUUACCAUUUUUGUCAACUCAUUGCAAUAUUUGGUCCAUAUGACAUAAAUGUGUGGAUCCCAGAUCUCAUGUUGUUAGAUUGAACUGUUGAACAGUGAUACAUAUAGUAGAAAGUGAUAUGAUUUACAAUUCUUCUAAAGGUUGAAUUUGUCUGGAGGGAUCAGUUAAAAAAAACAUAUAUAUAUAACUGUGGUUCCAUUUUAUUGGUUGCAAUAUAUAUUGUAGAUUGUUCCAUCAUUGUUAUAAACAUUGUAUAGUUUUAUUUGUAUAUUACCAUAAUUGUAAGAGUUGGUCUCUGGGAAAACUGGGCUUAAUGAAUGCACAAGAAAUAUCGUCCCUGAUUACCCUGUACAGUCAGUACUGCUUAUCAGGGACGACACUUGCCGCCUUGACUGGAAUUUUUGUUUUGAAAAGACUUGCCCGGUUUUCCCAGAUUGUGGCCAAUAUUGUUUAUACUAUAUGACAUGUACGUAUACUCAAAGUGCUAUACAUUUCCAUACAUGUUUUACACUUAUCACAGUUUUGGGGCACAAAUGACCUUGACCUUGUCACCAUGUGUGCGGGAGAUGGUAUGAAACUGCAGAGCUUGUGUACGGUUGAGAUAAAUGACAGGAUCGUGUUUCAAUUGGCGUUUUCCUAAGCAUUAAUAAUCAAUAUGCAGGUUUUAUUGAAGAAAUGGGAUUAUGAUUAACAAUUAUUGUGUUAUCUGUUUUAGAAGUUUUUUUAGGUUGUGUAGGAUUGAUAAUGGAAAACGAUCUUGUCUUGAAAAUUCUUCCGAAGUAAAGUUCAUUUUAUGUAGUGUUUAUGUCUGUUGAACAGCCAUUAGAUUAAGAAAGGUCAUUGAAGUAUGUUUUUAUUUCCUUGCAACCAGCAUCAAAUUGUUGUUAUAGUUAUUAAUUGUGUGGUUCUAAGUAGAAUAUGUUUUGAGAGGAUAGUAAGUCAAAUUUGUGAGAAAAAAAUCAAGAGUGUUCAAUAUAAUGUAAUGAUAGUUAAGCAGGUUUGUGUCCAGUUGUUUUUACUUGUUAAGAGAUGUUUUGUCUCUAUAAUGAAAUGCUCAAUAUUUUAUGUACGUGUGGGGUAAGAAGUCAAGAAAGAGAAGAACGUUCUGUAAUAAUUUUGUGUGUUUCAUUUUUAAAAUAUUUGGUGUUUUUACAUUUGUUAAGAAAUGUUGUUAUAUAUUUUUAUUCUGUCAAACAGAGUUAUUUUCUAGUCCUGCCAAACUAAACAUGUCGGUCAAGGUCACUUGUGCCCAUCUGAAUUUUAGAUAUUUUUUUGAAGCCAUGGAGAUGUUCACAUGGUUUUAUUAUGGUUUUGAGAUAUAGUUUAUUUUUACACUGUUACUGUUUUGUGAACGAGAUGACGAACGUAACAGGUUGCGUAACAGUCGAAAAAAUAUUGAUAGAACUUGCGAGUAUGAGGUUUGGAAGAAUCGCCCGAUAGCGCUACAAUGAACGGUGAAGUAAUUGUUGACAAACUGAAGUGUUGAAUACAAAAAUGUAGUUCUGAGGUUUCUGGUACGAGUCCUAAACUGUGUGUAGCAAAAAUGUCAUUAUUGAGUGUUGAUCUAGCGUUUCCUAUUACUUAAUGUUUGACGGACAUUAAAAGAAACAAGUUGGAAAUCACGUGUGGAAAUCUGAUAUUAGAUAUAUCAUCAGAAGGCAAAAUUAUUGUUAAUUAAAGUUUUUUUUUAAUUUGUAAUGAGCAAUAUUUAGUCCAAGUGUCUUUAUUUGAUUUGUAUGUCUAUCAAACUGACUUUGUUCAAAGACAUUUGCUAAGGAUACAAAUAUCUCUUGUAUGCUGUCCCUGUGUAGUAUCAAUUUUCUUAAAUCAGAAAAUUUUAAUACAGUUUAAUUGAAAGUUAGAAACUUUUAAGAAGGAUGCGUCUUUCAAAUUCAAGACAUCAGACGUCUGAAAUUUAAUAAAGCAAUUUUUGAGUAUCGUAACAUUAUCGUAUUUGAAUGCAUAAUAUAACCUUAAAUUGUGUUAUAUGUUGCUUGAUUGAUUUAAAUUUCAAAAUAUAACCAGGUAUACUAUAUCUUCAAUAUAUUAGCCUAUAGUAUGUGUGUAUAUAUAGAUAUCUUCUGUUGUGUUAGUUGGACAGACAGGGCACAAUCAGCUGAAUACAUGUUUUAUGAAGUUUUGAAUUACUAAAAAUAGAUUUAUCAUAAAUAAACUUAACAAAUGUUUUGAUUUUUGUUUGAGACUUAGCUGAUUUUGCUCUGUGUCCAUAUGUGUGUGAUGGAUUGUGAUAGAAUGCCUCCUUCUGUAAACUGUGUAUAUCCUUUGUUGUCAGUGUGUGGUGUGGUUGAAUAAAAUUAUACAUGGUG